Otolemur garnettii (small-eared galago) is the source of this 2355-nucleotide messenger RNA. RefSeq names its product ribonuclease/angiogenin inhibitor 1 (gene RNH1). The coding region runs from base 400 to 2160 and encodes 586 amino acids. NCBI's taxonomy places the organism in Eukaryota, Metazoa, Chordata, Mammalia, Primates, Galagidae. The transcript is spliced from 11 exons. Gene Ontology annotation, cellular component: cytoplasm. Gene Ontology annotation, molecular function: protein binding. The record is from RefSeq and is a predicted model, not a curated record. Gene Ontology annotation, biological process: positive regulation of inflammatory response.
UGGCGUCAGGUGUGGGGCAUCGUUCUCCUCGUAGUGUUCUCUCGAAGACCCGACCUCCCAGGAACGGCAGCCACGUUCGAUCCCGGAGGUGGGGCGCAGAGGGCGCGCGCGAGUCCUGGGUGGUCUGCGGCCCCCAGGGGACGGCAGAGACAGCAGGGACGGCGGCUGGGGCGGAGGCCAGGACCCAACAGCACCUCUGGGUCCUGGGCUUGGGCACUGUCGCUAGGUGUAAAAUGUGCCGGCGAAGGUGGAGAACGGCCAGGGCACCUUGAGCACUGGGCGCCGCUCCAGCCCCGGACCGCGCAGGGCUGUCUGACCUUGGAACCUGCCAGGCCCAGACGGAGCCAGAGCACCUCACGGCGGGCUCACGGCGGGCUUGCGGCGGCGGGAGAACGUUUAAUGCCGCAGAGCGCUAAGCGGCCAGGUGGGAGGAAUUCUUCAAAUUCUCCUCCCAGGGACUUUGGGAGACAAGGUUUUCAAAGACAGCUGGGAGGGCAGAGCCCUCAGUCCCGUGCUCUAGACCUCAGGGGCUUGGGUUUGGAUAGUUACGAAAUGCUGCACAAGACAUUUUUGAACGUGUCUCCUGAGCUCGCGCACGGAAGUUUCCCUUCACUGAUACAUAGGAGCAGAGCCUUGUGUACAUGUUUUACACCUGCCAAAUUGAUCUCUAAAAAGCCUCAUCACUGUCUCGCCCAUUUCGCCUCAGCCACAACAAAUUAUAGUCGACCUUUCCAUCUUUUCCAGUAUGGCGGCAAAAAGGGGUGUUUCAGGCUACAUCUUAGCUCCACCAUGAGUCUCGAUAUCCAGUGUGAACAGCUGAGUGACACCAGGUGGACAGAACUCCUCCCGCUGAUCCAGCAGUGCCAAGUGGUCAGACUGGAUGACUGUGGCCUCACGGAGGUGCGCUGUCAAGACAUGAGCUCUGCACUACGGGCCAAUCCUGCCCUGACGGAGCUCGACCUGCGCACGAACGAGCUGGGUGAUGCCGGUGUGCGGCUGGUGCUUCAGGCGCUGCAGGGCCCCACCUGCACAAUCCAGAAACUGAGCCUGCAGAACUGCUGCCUAACAGAGGCAGGCUGUGGGGUCCUGCCCAGCAUGCUGCGCUCGGUGCCGAGCCUGCGAGAGCUGCACCUCAGUGACAACCCCUUGGGAGAUGCCGGCCUGAAGCUGCUCUGUGAGGGACUGCUGAACCCCCAGUGCCACCUUGAAAAGCUGCAGUUGGAGUACUGUAACCUCACGGCUGCCAGCUGCGAGUUCCUGGCCUCCGUGCUCAGGGCCAAGCCGGACUUCAAGGAGCUCAUAGUGAGCAACAACGACCUCAGCGAAGCAGGUGUCCGUACGCUGUGUCAAGGCCUCAAAGACUCUGCUUGCCCUCUGGAGGCGCUCAAGCUGGAGAACUGCGGAGUCACAGCCGCUAACUGUAGAGACUUGUGCAGCGCUGUAGCCUCCAAGACCUCGCUGCAGGCACUAGAUCUGGGCAGCAACAGGUUGGGCGAUGCGGGGCUCACAGAGCUGUGCCAGGGUCUGCUGCGCCCCAGCUUCAGGCUCCGGACUCUGUGGCUGUGGGAGUGCGGCAUCACCGCCGAGGGCUGCCACGAGUUGUGCCGCAUGUUGUGUUCCCUGGAGAGCUUGCGGGAGCUCAGCCUGGCGGGGAACGAGCUGGGGGACGCCGGCGCACAGCUGCUGUGCGAGAGCUUGUUGGCUCCAGGCUGCCGGCUGGAGUCACUGUGGGUGAAGACCUGCAGCCUCACCGCCGCAUGCUGCCCCCUCUUCAGCUCGGUGCUGGCCCAGAACAAGUGUCUCCUGGAGCUGCAGAUGAGCAGCAACCCACUGGGUGACGUGGGCGUGCAGACGCUGUGCCAGGGCUUGGGCCAGCCUGGCACUGUCUUGCGGGUUCUCUGGCUGGGGGACUGUGAUGUGAGUGACGUUGGCUGUAGCAGCCUUGCCUCAACACUGCUGGCCAACCACAGCCUGCGAGAGCUGGACCUCAGCAACAACCGCAUGGGAGAUGAGGGUGUCCGGCAGCUGAUGGGGAGCCUCCGGCAGCCGGGAUGUGCCCUGGAGCAGCUGGUGCUGUAUGACAUCUACUGGUCUGAGGAGAUGGACAACCAGCUGCGAGCCUUGGAGGAGGACAAGCCGUCCCUGAGGAUCAUCUCCUAAGGUGCUUUUUGGCCACCAGGCUCCUGAAACUUGGUCUCCCUGGACAAUGCCUCAGUCCACGCCUCUGGAGCUGACCAGCUCUCCCGGGGCUCACUCCCUGAGUCCUAGCUUUGACUAAUGAGAAACGCUCAAAACAGCUUAUUUUACAAGAAAAUUUUAGAUACUUUAUAAUCAUUAAAGCACUUGGUAGCUGGA